CCGAUCCUUCUGAAGGGCUCAACCGAGAGGCCUGCGAGGCUGCGAGCUACGGCGGGGCUCUUACGAGGUUUCUGAGCGUCCCGAGUGGAUCAGUAAUAGAAGGCAAGGGAAAUCGAGAUGGGCAGGAAUGACGGCGAUUCCGACAGGAGGAAGAGAUUGAAGCGGCGUUCUCAUCCGUCUGACGAAGAGGAUGGUGAAAAAAAGAGGCAUCGAUCGAGAGACAAGCAGACGAAGCGUAACGAGAAGGACGGCAAGAAGAGGAGGCACAAAUCAUCCCGUCGAUCUUCCAGAGACGACGAUAAGAAGAUGAAGAGGGUGAAGAGGAAAGAGCAAAAGUCAUCUUUUGAAGAGAUUUCACUGGGUGACUACUACUCCAAGAACAACGAAUUCUCAAGCUGGUUGAAGGAAGAAAAAGGAGUGUUUUUUUCUGAUCUAUCAUCCGAAGAAGCACACAAACUAUUCGAGAGAUUUGUCAAGGACUGGAACAAUCAAAACCUGCAAUCUCAUUAUUAUGAAGGCAUAGCCUGUGCCCCCCGGACAAGCCAUAACUGGAAGAUUAAACAUGAUAAAGUAUCUGAUGGUUGAAGACCAUAACUAGAAAGUUUAUCUGUGAGACAUCAGUUUCUGCCUUCUGGAGUUUGUUUUCAAUUUCUUCGGUAUGACUAUUUUGAUAGUUGAAGUAAAACUAGAACUCUUUUGUCCAUAUGAGCAGAGAGGAUAUGGCUUUUGAGGCCUAAUUUUAUCUUUUUCAAAGUUAGGUGUGGACUAAAACCGACUGACACCCGUUCAAUUUGAUGUGUGGAUUUUAGGUACUGAUCCCUACACUGUGAAAAGUAAUCCAUCUCAACCAUGUGAGAAACCCCAGUUGAACAUUAUCAAUGGCAACGGACGGAGCGCAUUUUGCAUGUUCUAGUUUCGUGUUUUGUAAUUAACAGGUAAACAGCUGUAUGUCAUUUUCAGGUUGAAAAUAAACUUGUUUAACUUGUUAAUCAUGGAGAUGGUUGUUUA
Nymphaea colorata (pocket water lily) is the source of this 1008-nucleotide messenger RNA. RefSeq names its product style cell-cycle inhibitor 1-B. The transcript is spliced from 4 exons. The coding region runs from base 118 to 585 and encodes 155 amino acids. The record is from RefSeq and is a predicted model, not a curated record. Lineage: Eukaryota; Viridiplantae; Streptophyta; Magnoliopsida; Nymphaeales; Nymphaeaceae.